CGGGAAACCCGCAUCAAAGCGGAAGUGGAAGGAAGAAGCCAGUUUAGUGGACGGAGAAACUAGCGGAGGAGUUCGGAGUUGAGGUGAAGGAGAGACACCGGCAGGGAUGGAGAAGUACCACGUCCUGGAUCUGAUUGGGGAAGGGUCGUUUGGACGAGUCUACAAGGGGCGACGGAAGCACAGCGGGGAGGUGAGGUCCCAGAGUGGCUAACAGAAUCUGAAUGGUUGUGGCUCUGAAAUUUAUCCCUAAAGUCGGGCGUUCAGAGAAGGAACUGAAAGGGUUAAAAAGAGAGAUUCAGAUCAUGAGAGAUCUGAGACAUCCCAACAUUGUGCGCAUGCUAGACAGCUGUGAGACUGAAAGAGAGGUUGUCGUGGUUACCGAAUAUGCUGAAGGCGAACUGUUUAAAAUCUUGGAGGAUGAUGGGCACUUUCCUGAAGAGCUGGUGAGGGAUAUUUCUGCCCAGCUGGUGUCAGCCCUCUAUUACCUGCAUUCUCACCGGAUCCUGCACAGAGAUAUGAAACCUCAGAACAUUUUGCUCAGCAAAGAUGGCACAGUCAAGCUCUGUGACUUUGGGUUUGCACGGGAGCUCAGCCUGGAUACUCUCAUGGUGCGCUCUAUAAAGGGGACUCCCCUGUAUAUGUCUCCAGAGCUGAUUCUUGAGCGUCCAUACGACCAUCGCUCUGACCUCUGGGCCUUAGGGUGUAUUGUGUAUGAACUCCUAGUUGGGACGCCUCCAUUUUACGCACAUAGCAUCUUCCAGUUGGUCAGCAUCAUUACCCAGCAAGCCGUGCGCUGGCCACGCGGAGUUUCUCCGGAGUUGACGAAUUUUUUACAGGGUCUUCUCACAAAGGAUCCUGCUGUCAGGCUUUCAUGGCCAGAACUGCUGAGGCAUCCAUUUAUCAAAGAUCAAGUAGUAGUAGUGGAGGAGAAUGCCAACAACAGUCCCUUCACUUCCCCUCUGACUGAAGAACAGCAGCAGCUAAGGAACCAGCUGUGUGAGAAUGCAGGGCAGAGCAGCGUGCACUCUCGUAUACUGAGCAAGGCUCGCCAGCGCGUGGCCAAGAGAAAGGAGAAGCCUGUCGUAUGUAACCUGCAUGUACAGAGUUUCCCCCCCCCCCGUAAGGCACAUGUAGAUUCAUCCCCCCUUGAGGCACACACAGAUCCAUCCUUCUUACCCUGUACCUGUGAGGCCCUCCCACCUAUGCAGAUCCAUCUUCCCCCUUCAGUAGCAUCAAAACUCCACAUGUGCCCCCCCAACACACACAAAUCCAUCUUCUUUCCCAACACAUCACUUUUAUCCCAGAUACCUGCCACUAAUACCACCCAUCUUGCUAUAUAGAGAAAACAACCAGAGAAUGGCCAACAGGCUCCAGCUCCAAGAAUCUCAGGCACCAAGUUUUCUCCACCAACCCCAAGGGAGCAUCGGAUCUCAGAGGACUACGACCGAGAAUUCUCCCUGGAGAAAAGCGUGAGAGGCAGCAUUCAGAAAGUACGGCUGGAAAAUGAGGACAGUGACGACGAGUGGGCUGUGAUGCUGGAAGCCACUGACCCCUCGGUAGCUCAGAUCAGUACCCCCUUCCUCCUUCUGCAGGACAGCAGCUUCCGGCAGCGAGUAAAAAGCCGAUUGCAAGACUGUUGCCCACUGCACCCCUGGGCCGUCUCCUUCCUGACUGAUCUUUUUGCUUUACUGAAUUCAUAUUACCAUUUCAAACGACACCCAGAAUCCUCCAGCAGUCUUCAGGCUUGUGAAGGCCUUUUCCUUGGAGUGUUGGAUUUCCUACUCUCUGGUCCUCAAGAAGGAGACACUACAUUACAGGAGCUGGGGUUGCAGUGCCUGGUGUCUCUCUGCGAGAGUGCAGACUGCAGUCCUGUCCCAGAGUGUGAGAAAGUCUACAACAUGUUGCAGUCUGAGCACAAAGGGCUCCUUGACAAGAUCAUAGCAAGAUCCCAGCCCCCCAUUGCUAAAAGAUCUGCAGGUGUCACAGAGCCGGAUUACUCCGCAGGGGAGCGACUGGCAGGUUUUUACACCGAGGCUCUGGCGUCUCUGUGUGACAUCCCUCCAUCCGGAGAGCACCGAAGACUUAAAGAGAAUGUCUCUUUAUACGUCUCGGAAAAAUUGCUCUCUGACAUGGGUUGUCUCUUUGACAGUUUUGUCACCAGCCUUCAGCACUCGCACUGCACUCUGAGCCGUUUGAAGGUCCUGUAUUGCUGCUGUCACGUCAGUCUUGACCUAUGCAAGCGCCUUGUAAGCAACAGUUGUGCCUUACAGUGUAUCAUUUCUCUUCUGGAGGGAGAGGUCUCUGCGUGGGAUGCCUCCAUGAUUCACACAGCGGGGCAAGCUCUCUUUCUGAUGUCUCUUCUUGUCCUGCGCUUACAGUCUCUCCCACCACAAAUGUCCCGUAUGACGCUCUUACUUCUACGUCUCCUUACAUGUGAUUUGCCUUCUGUUGUGGUUUCCUCUACAGCCCUAACCUGUGCCAUCCAAGACUGCGGGGUGCCCAUUGCACUAUCCCAGGACAACCUGAUCUGUGCCAUAAGAAGCGCCCUUGCCGACACUCCACAAGAAAUAUGUCCACCUCUCGGCUCUGGAACGUUUGACUGGGUUUUUCACUUCUUACAGCAGCAGCUGAACCAGGAGGAAGCGCUGUCUCUGGCUGUCUCUGAAGAGGGUGCUUUUCUCUGGCACCGGCUAUCAGUGCUGCUGCAAGUUUCCCACCAGAGGCCACGUUUAGAAGGAGACACGCCGCGGGAGAACGAGUGCUCCAAGCCAGAUUGGAACCUGCUUUCUGUGAGGGGUAUUGUGAGCUUUCUGGAGUUGUCUCUUCUGACUUCUGUGCGAGACCCCGAUCGCUUUCUGUCCCUUCUGGCCCACCCUGACAGCAUCGCCAUGGCCGCAGUGAACCGCUUACUGACCCCCAGCUUCUUGGCACAUGUCUCUGAGGCUUGCAACAGCUGCGGAUGGGACGAAUCUGACACCAUCUCCGAGAUAGUCAUUCUUGUCUGCCAGCUGCUGUGCAUCCCGUUCUCCGUUGAGACCCCUACGGAAGCACUGAGAGAGAUCCUGCAGUCUCUAAGGGAGCAUCAGACUGUUACAUUGCUACUGAAGACAUGCUGCCAUCUGCCGCAGUCUCUUGCAGAGUUGCCCGUCUCUCUCGUAUGCCGCCUUGUUCUCAUGGAACCUGACUUUCUGGCUGAAUUCUCCCAGGCAGUCACCUCCUCCGAUGACCUGGCCAUCUGGCUGGGCAAUGCUCUGCAUUCUGGACAGGACAGUCUGACCUGUGACUUGCUGUCAGUUUUUAGUCACCUGAUCAGAGUGUCUUCGUCUCAUUUGCCGCUGCUACAGAGGAUUGUGGGCGACUGGGAAGAGCUCCUCUCCUGGCUCCUUCAGGCGUCUGAGUCCGGCCUGAGAGCCGCAGCGUGCACACUGGCAGGGAAUCUGGCACGACUGGGGGAAACUCUGCCCCAGUCCUUUGUGAAGAGACUGCUGGACUGCCUGUCGGACAGGGAUGCCAGAGUCAGACGCUCUGCCGCUUUUGCCAUGGGGAACACAGCAUUCCAUGGAGCCAAAGGAAACAUUUACAACCCGUGGGUGUCCACUGCAGCAUCUAAGUUCCUGACUCUCCUGAGAGACCCCCAGUCAAAAACCAGAGCUCAUGCUGCAAGUGCUCUUGGGAAUUUGGGAAGUGUUUUAGGGGAAGGGGGGCAGACAUCUCCGUUGAUGUUAAAGGUCCCACAGCUUCUGUUGCAGUCGGCGUGCACAGACCAAGAACAGACAGUCCGACUCGCAUCUGUGAUUGCGCUGCGCAGCCUGAGUGAAACGCCCAACGUGCGGCAGCACCUAAAGUCUCUGAAUGCCGGGGAAAAACUUUCUUCCUCUCUCAGUAGCGAGUCUGAACAUCGUUCCCCGAGGAGCGGGACAGUACCCUGGGCACAUCACUGCGAGAAACUGCUCCAUCUACUGAGAGCACCGGAGUUCUCCUGACUUACUCUGCAAUAGACUUUUCAUCUACUGAGAGCACCGGAGUUCUCCUGACUUACUCUCCAAUAGACUCUCCAUCUACUGAGAGCACCGGAGUGCUCCUGACUUACUCUCCAAUAGACUCUCCAUCUACUGAGAGCACCAGAGUGCUCCUGACUUACUCUCCAAUAGACUCUCCAUCUACUGAGAGCACCGGAGUGCUCCUGACUUACUCUCCAAUAGACUCUCCAUCUACUGAGAGCACCGGAGUUGCUCCUGACUUACUCUGCAAUAGACUUUCCAUCUACUGAGAGCACCGGAGUUCUCCUGACUUACUCUCCAAUAGACUCUCCAUCUACUGAGAGCAUCAGAGUGCUCCUGACUUACUCUGCAAUAGACUUUCCAUCUACUGAGAGCACCGGAGUUCUCCUGACUUACUCUCCAAUAGACUCUCCAUCUACUGAGAGCAUCAGAGUGCUCCUGACUUACUCUCCAAUAGACUCUUCGUUUACUGAGAGCACCAGAGUGCUCCUGACUUACUCUCCAAUAGACUUUCCAUCUACUGAGAGCAUCAGAGUGCUCCUGACUUACUCUCCAAUAGACUCUCCAUCUACUGAGAGCACCAGAGUGCUCCUGACUUACUCUCCAAUAGACUCUUCAUCUACUGAGAGCACCGGAGUGCUCCUGACUUACUCUCCAAUAGACUCUCCAUCUACUGAGAGCACCGGAGUGCUCCUGACUUACUCUCCAAUAGACUCUCCAUCUACUGAGAGCACCGGAGUGCUCCUGACUUACUCUCCAAUAGACUCUUCGUCUGCUAAGAGCACCGGAGUGCUCCUGACUUACUCUCCAAUAGACUCUUCGUCUGCUGAGAGCACCGGAGUGCUCCUGACUUACUCUCCAAUAGACUCUUCGUCUGCCGAGAGCACCGGAGUGCUCCUGACUUACUCUCCAAUAGACUCUUCGUCUACUGAGAGCACCAGAGUGCUCCUGACUUAGUCUGCAAUAGACUUUCCAUCUACUGAGAGCACUAGAGUGCUCCUACCUUAUUCUGCAAUAUACUCUUCAUCUACUGAGAGCACUAGAGUGUUCUGCAGUAGACUCUUUAUCUGCUGAGGGUACAAAUGUGCUCCUGACUUAAGGUUGCUAUACACUAUAAGAUCCACUUGUUUGGUGAGGUUGCCAAACAUGUAGAUCUUUCCCCUGAUAUGCCCACCUAAGGUGGGCAAUAUCGUUAUAACCCUAGGGCUUAAUAAUUGCAUUACAAUGAAGGCAAUAGGAGCCGCAUCAGUGAGCCAAAGCAGUUCUCGGUCAGAGAGGAAAAUCAAGCCUGCCCCAUCGAUAUCUGACCGAUUUUUGGUCAGUGAGGCCCAUCGAAGGGCCCCAUACACGGGCAGAUAAGCUGCUGGAUCAGUCUGAAUCGGAAGCCUAAAUUUGCCCAUGUAUGGCCACCUUUACUCUACAAUAAACACUCUAUUUGUUUUGCAAUAGAUUCUCCAUCUUUACUCACUAUAGAUUGUUCAUCUACCAAGAGCAGUAGAGUAUGUAUACUCGACUUACUCUGCAAUAGAUUCUUAAGCUGCUCAAAAGGACCAAAGUGCGAUCUUUCCACCAGCGUGCUCCUGGUUAUCGAACAAUGGAUUCUCCAUUUUCUAAAAUCAUCAGAGUGCCCCUGACUUACUCUGCACUGGAUUCUCCAUCUACUGAGAGCACAAGUGUUUUUUAAAUAAUUCUUCUACAGACAGAGGAAAGACACUUGCCACUGACGCGCCCUCACGUGACUGUAUAUUGAAUUUUGUUAUGUGCCGAGGUGUUUUUGUAUGAAUAUUAGCUGGGUUGGAUAAGUGAGCACUGGGUGAAGUUGUGCCUUGCCGUAGAACUAGCACUCUCUGUAAAGCCUGACAGUGGUAAUUUGUACCACUGCUGUUUUGCAAUCUUCAAAAUAAAAUAUUUAUUUUUUGAUGUGAAA
Molecule: messenger RNA, 5928 nt
Organism: Xenopus tropicalis (tropical clawed frog)
Lineage: Eukaryota; Metazoa; Chordata; Amphibia; Anura; Pipidae
Source: RefSeq